This is a messenger RNA of Hemicordylus capensis (graceful crag lizard), 3425 nucleotides long. It is a transcript of the gene ARMC10, whose product is annotated as armadillo repeat containing 10. The transcript is spliced from 6 exons. Bases 137 to 1252 code for a protein of 371 amino acids. The record is from RefSeq and is a predicted model, not a curated record. Gene Ontology annotation, cellular component: mitochondrion. Gene Ontology annotation, molecular function: protein binding. Lineage: Eukaryota; Metazoa; Chordata; Lepidosauria; Squamata; Cordylidae.
GUUGCAUGGCGCUGAGGAGCAAAGUGAAGGCUCUUGCUCAAGUUGUUCUUCCAGGGCACAGAGAGGAGGAGGAGGAGGAGUCACGCUCUCGCCUCGUCAGAGAGAAGCAAUAUCACAUGGCGGUCUUGUGGUGCGGAUGGCUGAGCGGCCAACUCCUUUCCUGGUCGGCAUGAGGAACUCCAGGGGCUCUACGGGGUUGGUGGUGGGCCUGGUGGUUGGGGCUGGCGUCUGUUAUUGGCUUUACAGAGUGACUUCGAGGAGGAGGAGGAGGAAAAGUGGUGGGGCUGGGAAACUAGUAGCGGGAACAAAAGGCGAACGUCUUCGGAAUGACCCUAGCCUUGCUUCUCAGUCGCUCCUUUCGGGGGAAUAUGAGGUGGCUGGCUCAGAGAGCGGCUUAUUGCAGCAAGCAUCCGGUAUGUCUGUGAUUUCCAGCACUCUCCUGAAAGAUUCUAGAAGUCUUCGGCAAGGUGUAGAUCUUCCAAAACCAUCUGAUAAUCUAGAGGUACACCACAUACAGAAACUUAUUAAUCUACUUGAGUCUACAGAAGAUCCCUCAAUUCAGGAACAAGCCUUGGUUACCCUGAGCAACUCUGCUGCAUUCUCUGUAAAUCAAGAUAUCAUUCGAAAUGUAGGUGGCAUUUCUGUGAUUGGAAAAACACUUUCAGUUCCUAUUGCUAAAGUUAAAGAAAAAGCACUGAAUGCUCUUAAUAACUUGAGUAUGAAUAUUAAAAAUCAAGAAGAGAUAAAGAUAUAUAUUACCAAAGUCUGUGAGGAAACUCAUUCAUCUCCUUUGAACUCUGAGUUGCAACUAGCUGGGCUUCGCUUCUUAACCAAUAUGUCUGUUACCAAUUACUAUCAUUACAUGAUGACUAGCUCUGUCCCAUGCUUUCUUCACUUGCUUUUGGAAGGAAAUGAAAGAACACAGAUUCAGGUUCUAAAAGUGCUUGUGAACUUAUCAGCAAACCCAACUAUGACAGAACAUCUUCUUAAUGCUCAGGCACCAUUCCUAUUAACCCUUUUUGAGAGCUGCAUAAACAAAGAAGUUCUUCUCAGAGUCCUGGCAUUUGCCACAAAUUUGGCAAAGCAUAUGAAAAAAGAGAAGACUGCUGCCCACCAACACAGUGAAGAUUCAGUUUUUUCUGUACUCUGGGGAAACUCUACAGACUGUGCUCAAAAACUGGCAGCUUUAUUAUACCAUCAUGACACAGAAGUCAAAGAAGAAGUUGCAAAACUAAUAAUGCAGCAGUGUUGAAUUGGAGAUGGAACUGUUUAGAUGUACCCUCCUGCAUCAAACCAAAUCAUCAGUACCAGCAUCCUGUUCCCCAGAGUGACCAAACAGAUGUGUCUGGCAAACCUGCAAGCAGGGCAAUAGCCCUCUCCCACUGUUACGCAGUGAUAUGCUGUCUCUGAACCUGGAGACUCCAUGGUUGUAAUGAUUAGUAGCCAUUUAUAUAUGUCAUGAAUUUAUCUAAUUUUUUAAAGCUAUCUAAGCUAAUAGCCAAUAUUGCAUCUUGUGGCAGCAAGAGUUCUAGAUGCUGAAUGAAAGACCCUGGCAGACUUGUAUGGGUGGAUGUGAUCGGACAGAUACCCCAGCGCCAAGCCAUGUAGGGCUUUAAAGAUCAAAAACGGCACCUUGAAUCUAGCCCAGAAGCAAACUUGCAGAGUGGAGCUGCUGCAGGAUAGGUAUAAUAUGUGUACAAAGAACACUCUCAAGCAUCCUUGGGACAAACUGGAAUGCAUUGUAGUAAUCCAAUUUGGAUGUUACCAGUACAUGGGUAACUGAGAUCUGACUUUCCCAAGUAGGGUCAUAUCUGCUAAAAGGCAUUCCUGUAAUCAGCUGCCAUCUGUGCUUCUGAGGAUUGUGUUGGGGCUAGGAGUAUCCUUAAAUUACAAACACUGUCUUUCAGAGGGAGCAUGACCUUGUCCAAGAUCAGAUUUAACUCAUCACUUGAAUGCUUGGUUUUACCAAUCUGGAUUAAGUUUCAGCUUGCUUGACCUCAUCUGGCACAGGCCAUCCAUCAUCUCCCUAGUAUCUAUAUUAUUAAUCCCGGUAGACGUGCCUCUGUGGCGAUGCGUCCCGGCAACCCAGCAGAUUGGCUGGGAAGCCGAGGCGCCGGAUUGGCUGGGCGGUGGAGCUCACAGCGCGGCAGGAUUCAUGAGACUGUUGAGCUGCUGCUCAGGGAAAUGGCAGACGGAGGCGGGACCAGCCGUGGCGGGCACUGUGCGCCGCCAGUGUGAGGAAGAGGCAGCAGGAGCAAAUGGGCCAGCAAGCCGGUCAGAAACCACAAGCAAGGGUGGGCAGUGGAGUUAGGGAAAAGGGGCUGAAGGGGGGGUAGCCAGGGAGAACUAGGGGCGCAGAUGCUAUGCGCCCGGUCAACUAAUCUAACUUAAAUGACAGAGCUGGGUAUUAUCAGCAUAUCAGUACUAUGGCAGGAGUGGGCAAACUUAGCCCACCAGCUACUGUUGAACUACUACUACUACACUGUGGCUGGAGAUGGAAGUUGUACUUCAACAGCUGCUGGUGGGCCAAGUUUGCCCAUCCCUGUACUACAGCCAUGGAUGAACCCUGUGGUGCCCCCAGGCCAAUGGACAAGGAGUAGAGAAGGGAGCCCCCAGCAGCACCUUUUGAGUAUAGCCCUCCAGAUAGCAACAGAGCCACCACAGAAGAUGAGCUAGGAGGAUACUGUGAUUAAUGGUGACUACUGGGUCUAAGUAGCCACCUAAUGGCGCAGUGGGAAAUGACUUGCCUAGCAAGCAGACAUUGCUAGUUCGAAUCCCUGCUGGUAUGUUUCCCAGACUAUAGGAAACACAGAUAUAAGAAGAUGCUGAAAGGCAUCUCAUACUGCAUGGAAGGAGGCAAUGGUAAAUCCCUCCUGUAUUCUACCAAAGAAAAAUCCCAAGGCUCUGUGGUCAGCAGGAGCUGACAAUGGCUCGACAGCACACUUUGCCUUACUGAGUCUAAAUUAUGUAACAAAUGUUACACACACACCCCCUCCAAAAAAAGCUUGUAGUUGGAUCAUGAGAACUACCUCCAUUGAAGAGUAACAUGAUAUAGAAUUCCAGUAUACUUAAGUUGCUUUGCUGUAAACAGAAAAACAUCCACAUGUGAACUCUAUUUGCAGCUCCAACAAAUACAACAGAAGGAAAUGCAGUUAAAUCAGUCUCUGUACUCACAAGUUAGCUUUGUUUGUAAUGAAAUGUUUACUGGACUGGUCAAACAGCGGAGGAAAGUUACACACGUUUAAAUAUUGCAUAUUUGGAGAAAUGAUACAAGACAAGCAAACCAUAAUUCAGAGAGAAAGGAGUACUUAAAUGCAUUCAUAUAAAUUGGGGUGCACUCAGAAGAAAGCAUAGCUAGCAAGCGUUAUUCCAGUACCCACAAUAAUUCAAAGUAUUGUGCAAUAAAGUAGUAACAUUUGAGCGUC